UACAACCUAAUCGAACUUGAGGAUCCUUACGGAAACAGGAUUGGGCAGUGGCUCAAUGAAACAUCCAACAGCAAAAUAUUGCAGCUUUCUUACUCGUUGAACUCUGAGGCCCGAGAAGGAUCCUACAAACUCAUCACGUCAACAGGUGGAGCUCAAGUAUCUCACUCCUUCAAGGUGGAGAAGUAUGUUUUGCCCAAAUUUGAUGUAACGAUAAAUGUAAAAGAUGAAGUAAGUGUUUCUGAGGAUGAGAUAGAUGCAGACAUCUGUGCAAAGUACACAUAUGGACAGUCUGUGCCAGGAAGUGUUACAGUGAAGGUGUGUCGACCUCUUCAGUACUACAGUGCGUAUGGGCAACCUAGGAAUGCAGAAGAACUCGGGGUAACCGACCCAUGUGACACACAGACAAAGAAGACAGACAAAGCUGGCUGUGCGGCUUUUCAAUUCAAAAUGUCAACUUUCACCAAACUUGACCAAAAGGUAGUGCAAGAUAAAGUUGAAGUCAGUGCCAGUGUAGAAGAAGAGGAUACCGGUGUUUCACAUCAACAAAAGAAGAGCAUAAGGAUUUCGUAUGUUCUUGGAAAACUGUCUUUUGUUGACACGCCCAAGAUUUAUGAACUAGGAUCAAAUUUGGAAGGAAAAGUAAAAGCUGUUCACCACAAUGACACACCCAUUCCUCACAUACCACUGUACCUGCUUAUUAGAAAAACUUGGUCAACACAUUUGCUGCUGCAAAAUCUUACAACUGACAACGAUGGAUUUGCCAGCUUUUCUAUUAGCACAGACGCAUUCAGUGGAGACGCUACCCUCUAUGUCAGCAAAUCCCCAAGUGUUGAGUAUUCUCCAUUUAGAACAGCCUUCUAUGAGACGGGGUCUCACACAGUGUCGCUCUCCCAACCUCCUUCUCUUGACACUAAAUCCGUAAGCUCCCUGAAGCUGAAGCAGAGGGAUUCACCACUUGUGUGUGACAAAGAAGAAGACAUGUUUAUUGAGUAUUCUUUUGUACAUGAACCCAAGGGUUCUGUGGAUGUUAUGUAUCUGGUUUUGUCCAGAGGAGCGAUUGUAAUUCAAGGAAGAAAACAGGUCCAAGUGGAAGAUAAAUCAGUAAAUCAGGGGGAGAUGUCCUUUAAGUUGACAGUGUCUCCAGACAUGGCACCAAAUGUCCAGAUUGUGGCAUAUGCAGUCCUCCCCAGCAAGAAUGUGAUUGCUCACAGCGCUGACUUUGAUACCGAGAAAUGUUUCAGCAACAAGGUGUUGCUGGAGAUUUCUCCAUCCCCAGCUGUACCCGGAGAAGAAGCCAAAAUGAAGCUGACUGCCCAGCCAGAUUCUCUGUGUGGUGUCAGUGCCGUCGAUCAGAGUGUUCUCAUCAAGGAACCGGGAAACACUCUGGAUGCUGAUAAGAUAUUCAAUUUGCUGCCUGUCAAAAAGGUAACAUAUACCCCAUAUCAGAUUUUGGACCCAACAGAAUGUUUACAUGUGAGGCCGAAGAGAUAUGUUGUGCCUUAUCCUGAUGAAGAAAACGACGCCCACACAGUUUUCCAGAACAUCGGACUGAAGACGGCAACAAAUUUGGCAACAAAAGCGCCUUCAUGCCUCAAAUUUAUGGGUAGACAAUACAAUCUAGGACUCCCAGGGAUGGUUGGUGUUUCCUAUUCAAGGACAUAUGACAUGGCUGUGCCAGAAGCUAUGGCAGUGCCACAAUCUGUCUCUGUUGGAGGAUUCCCACCCAAGAAUUCUGAACCAAUAUUGACCGUUCGCACAUUUUUCCCCGAAACUUGGAUAUGGGAUCUGGUGGACAUUGGAGCAUCUGGAACAAAGGACGUACCUCUUACUGUGCCAGACACAAUCACCACCUGGGAAACGGAGACGUUCUGUUUGUCACCUCAGGGUUUUGGUUUGGCUCCUCGUGAAAAACUCACGGUCUUCCAGCCGUUUUUCCUUGAGCUUACCCUUCCCUACUCCAUCAUCCGGGGAGAAAACUUUGAGUUGAAAGCAACUGUCUUCAACUAUCUAAGCAGCUGUAUUAUGGUCAAAAUAAGUCCCGCCCCCUCCUCAGAUUUCACCCUCAGCCCCCUCUCUGGUGACCAGUACACCAGCUGUUUAUGUGGAAAUGAGCGCAAAACCCUCAGGUGGAUCAUGGCUCCUACAGCUUUAGGGGUUGUGAAUGUGACCGUGACUGCUGAGGCUAUUCCGUCACACGCUUCUUGUGACAAUGAGAUUGUGAGCGUUCCAGAAAGAGGCCGCAUUGAUGUUGUAACGCGUUCUCUUAUAGUAAAGGCUGAAGGAAUAGAAGUAACAAAGACACACAACUGGCUGCUCUGCCCCAAAGGAAACACUUUGACAGAGGAAACAGAAAUACAACUUCCUGGAAAUGUGAUUGAGGGAUCUGCUCGUGCAACAGUAUCAGUCCUUGGUGACAUUCUCGGCCGUGCCCUGAAGAAUCUGGAUGGACUGCUUCAGAUGCCGUAUGGAUGUGGGGAGCAGAACAUGGCUUUACUAGCUCCAAACAUCUACAUUCUUGAAUAUUUGCAAAAAACCCAACAGCUGACCCCAGCCAUUAAAGAAAAGGCAUCAAACUUCCUAACCAGUGGAUACCAGAGACAGUUGAACUACAAAGACAUUGCAGGUGCAUACAGUACAUUUGGAUCAGGACCCGGAAACACCUGGCUGACUGCUUUUGUCCUGAGGUCUUUUCAUAAAGCUCAGUCUUUCAUCUACAUCGAUGAAACAAAGAUGGAAGCUUCAAAGACUUGGCUGAUAGAAAGGCAAAACAUCACUGGUUGUUUUGUCCAGUCAGGGAAACUGUUUAACAACAGAAUGAAGGGUGGUGUGUCUGAUGAAGUCACACUUAGUGCUUAUAUAACUGCUGCCCUCCUGGAGACGAACAGCUCCGUUAACGAUCCAGUAGUGAGCAGGAGCCUGUCGUGCCUCAGAGAGUUCACCAAUGAUUUCAGCAACACCUACACCACAGCUCUGCUGGCAUAUGUCUUCACACUGGCAGGAGACAUGGAGACCCGUGCUCACCUUCUCCAGCACCUGGACUCAGUUGCAGUAAAACAAGGAGGUUUCACCUACUGGUCUCAGACUUCAUCAGAAACAUCUGCUUCUCUGUCUGUGGAGAUCAGCUCCUAUGUGCUGAUGGCAAAACUGGCCUUCUCUCAAACUGCUGAAGACCUGGGCUACGCCUCCAGCAUUGUUAGGUGGCUGACGACUCAGCAGAACUAUUAUGGAGGCUUCUCGUCCACGCAGGACACUGUGGUGGCUCUGCAGGCUCUGGCUCUCUACUCCAGUGCUGUGUUCAGUCCCGAAGGCUCAAGCACAGUCACAGUUCAGUCUCCCAGUGGGCCGCUGGUGUUUGAUGUGAAUCAGGAGAACAAACUGCUCUACCAGGAAAAGCUGCUGCAGGAUGUGAGUGGAAAAAACAGCCUGAGGGUGGAGGGCACCACGUGUGCCUCAGUGCAGAUUUCAAUUCACUACAACAUCCCACCUCCACCUCCAGUCACCUCUAUGAGGGUGGAGGUUAAACCAGAGUUUGACACCUCCCGCAAACCCAAACUGACCCUGAAGAUCAUGUCCUUGUACAACGGGAAUGAAAUCAGCACCAAUAUGGUGAUCCUAGAUAUCGCCCUGCUUUCAGGAUUUGUUCCAGACCCACAGUCUUUAGAGAACCUCAAACUUUCUCUGCUGGUGGAUCGAGUCGAACACAAAGAUGGUCACGUUGUGGUGUACUUAGAAGGGCUGAAGAAGGAUGUACAGAUCAACCACAGCUUAGAGCUCUUACAGCAGAUCCCAGUAAACAACCUAAAGCCAGCCGUGAUUGCCCUCUAUGACUACUACCAGCCAAGUGACCGGGCUGAGAAGGAAUACACUCUAACAGCUGAAGCUUGAAAGAUGAAGUGUGGCCGAUCCGACGCUCACCAGUGAUUCCAGUUUAUUUCCCUUUAAAAUGACUUUAAUGACCUUUUUGUUUUUGUUGCAUUACAUUGCUGGAAUAGAGUCGGGUUGGUGUUCUUCCUCACUUCCCAUGUAACUGUGUGUGUUCUUGUGUAAUCUGAGCAAAAGUGACACUAUAAUAAAAUAAUCUGUUUCAAGAA
Nothobranchius furzeri (turquoise killifish) is the source of this 4091-nucleotide messenger RNA. The record is from RefSeq and is a predicted model, not a curated record. NCBI's taxonomy places the organism in Eukaryota, Metazoa, Chordata, Actinopteri, Cyprinodontiformes, Nothobranchiidae.